UCUGAAUGCCCGCUGCACUGCGUGGCGCGAAAAGUUGGUAGUUGGAUUCUCAGAGCAACGGCGAACAACACAAAUUACUGGAAACUUUCGUCAAAAAACUGAAUCAGAAUACAAAGUUAUUACACAAUGGCGACCGACGUCGUUGAUGAUCAGGAGAUGAGAGAGGCUCAGAGAGAUUAUCUGGACUUCCUGGACGACGAUCAAGACCAAGGCGUGUACCAGAGCAAGGUCCGCGACAUGAUCAGCGAGAACAACUGCCGCCUCAUUGUCAACAUCAACGACCUGAGACGCCGGAACGAAGCCAGGGCAGCCAGGUUAAUGAACAAUGCGUUCGAGGAGCUGAUAGCGUUCCAGCUUGCGCUGAAGGAUUUGGUGGCCUCAGUCGAUGCCACCUAUGCCAAGCAGUACGAGGAGUUCUUUGUGGGUCUGGAGGGCAGCUUUGGCAACAAACAUGUCACUCCCCGCACCCUCACUGCUCGCCUGUUGGGCAGCUUGGUGUGUGUGGAAGGCAUCAUCACCAAGUGCUCUCUGGUGCGUCCCAAGGUGGUUCGUAGCGUCCACUACUGUCCAGCAACGAAGAAGACCAUAGAGCGCAAAUACUCUGAUUUGACCUCCCUGGACGCCUUCCCCUCCAGUGCCAUCUACCCCACCAAGGACGAGGAGAACAACCCCCUGGAGACAGAGUUCGGCCUGUCCAUCUACAAGGACCACCAGACGGUGACCGUGCAGGAGAUGCCAGAGAAGGCCCCUGCAGGCCAGCUGCCUCGCUCGCUGGACAUCAUCCUGGACAACGACCUGGUGGAUGUGGCCAAGCCCGGGGACCGGGUGCAGGUGGUGGGCACCUACCGCUGCCUGCCCAGCAAAAAGGGGGGGUACACUUCUGGCACCUUCAGGACCAUAAUGAUAGCCUGUCAGGUGAAGCAGAUGUGUAAGGAAGUGUCUCCCUUCUUCUCUGCUGACGACGUGUCCAAGAUCAAGAACUUCAGCAAAUCACGGUCCAAGGACGUGUUUGACCAACUGGCUCGGUCCCUGGCCCCCAGUAUCCAUGGUCACGAGUACAUCAAGAAGGCCAUUCUGUGCAUGCUGCUGGGAGGGGUGGAGAAGGUUCUGGAGAACGGCUCCCGCAUCCGUGGAGACAUCAACAUCCUGCUCAUAGGUGAUCCGUCGGUGGCUAAGUCCCAGCUGCUGCGCUACGUGCUGCAGACGGCCCCCAGGGCCAUCGCCACCACCGGCAGGGGCUCCUCCGGGGUCGGCCUUACCGCCGCCGUCACCACCGACCAGGAGACCGGCGAGCGUCGCUUGGAAGCGGGGGCGAUGGUGCUGGCGGACAGGGGCGUGGUCUGUAUCGACGAGUUCGACAAGAUGUCGGACAUGGACCGCACGGCCAUCCACGAGGUGAUGGAGCAGGGCCGCGUCACCAUCGCCAAGGCGGGCAUACACGCCAGGCUGAACGCCCGCUGCAGCGUGCUGGCCGCCGCCAACCCCGUCUACGGCCGGUAUGACCAGUACAAGACUCCCAUGGAGAACAUCGGUCUGCAGGACUCUCUGCUGUCUCGCUUCGACCUGCUCUUCAUCGUGCUGGACCAGAUGGACCCGGAGCAGGACCGGCAGAUCUCUGACCACGUGCUGCGUAUGCACCGCUACAGAGACCCACGGGAGCAGGAGGGUGCCGCCAUGGCCAUGGGCGGGGCUGUAGACAUCCUGGCUACUGAUGACCCUGAUGCUGUGCAGGCGGAGCAGGAGGAGAUGCAGGUGUACGAGAAACACAACAACCUGCUGCACGGGAGCCGGAGACACAGGGACAAGGUGGUCAGUAAGGAGUUUAUGAGGAAGUACAUCCACAUCGCCAAGGUGUUGACCCCCGUGCUGACUCAGGACGCAGCCAAUCACAUCGCAGAGGAAUACACCAGGCUGAGGAGUCAGGAACAGAUGGGCCUAGACAUCGCCAGGACCUCCCCUGUGACCGCCCGUACCCUGGAGACCCUGAUCCGUCUGUCGACCGCACACGCCAAGGCCCGCAUGAGCAAGACCGUGGAGCUGGUGGACUCGGAGGUGGCCGUGGAGCUCGUCCAGUUCGCCUACUUCAAAAAGGUUCUGGAGAAGGAAAAGAAGCGCUCCAGACAGGAAGGAGAUUCUGGGUCAGAGGAGGAAGAGGAGGAGUCUGCCUCUCAACCCACGCCACGCUCGCAGAAGAAGAGGAGUCGGCGUGCGUCUCAGAGCAGUGAACCUUACGACCCGUACGACUUCUCAGGAGAGAAGAACAUCCCUGAGAUUCAGACCGGCACCCCCAAACCCAGCGAGACACAGGAAGAGGCGGGGCCUAUGGAGGACGUGGUGCCGCCCAGCCAGGAAGGACAGACAGCUGUCUCUGUUGAGAGGCUGAAGGAGUUCAAGUCCUCCCUUCUUGAGGUGUUCCGUACUGCACAUGCUCAGUCUGUGGGCAAGCAGAGCCUGAUGUCCAGCAUGAACAAGGAUCGUCAGAACCCCUUCACCACGGACGAGGUCCGCGCCGCGCUCGCACGCAUGCAGGACGACAACCAGGUCAUGGUGGCCAACGACAUAAUCUUCCUCAUCUGAGAACGCCAUCCUCCUCGAAUGUCGAGCGGGCUCCUGGGAGAUCGACAAGAAGGCUGAGGUGUCUCCCGGUUUGAGACGGUGAGAAGGGUGAAGAAGACUUUGAAGGGAGGACUGAUGAAUUUUCACUUGGAUUUAUUGUUUUUAUUUGUCAGUUGAAAUUGUGUCUGUUUGUGUUGCUGUUGAAGUCGAGAUGAUUGGGGUAUGACUCAUGUACAACCUGAAUCAAAGCGUUGCAAUAUAUACCAAUGUUUUAUUAGUUUUUAAUGUUAUGAAGCAUUUUUUAUGGUAAAGAAGACAUUGUCAUGUGUAAAUAUUACGUUUUGUAAAAGAAA
Messenger RNA from Osmerus eperlanus (European smelt), 2909 nucleotides. It is a transcript of the gene mcm3, whose product is annotated as minichromosome maintenance complex component 3. Gene Ontology annotation, molecular function: single-stranded DNA helicase activity; ATP binding; ATP hydrolysis activity. Gene Ontology annotation, cellular component: nucleus; MCM complex. The record is from RefSeq and is a predicted model, not a curated record. The coding region runs from base 127 to 2577 and encodes 816 amino acids. Gene Ontology annotation, biological process: DNA replication; DNA strand elongation involved in DNA replication; mitotic DNA replication initiation. The transcript has 17 exons. NCBI's taxonomy places the organism in Eukaryota, Metazoa, Chordata, Actinopteri, Osmeriformes, Osmeridae.